AUGGUUCUCUUGGUAGAAAGGCUUACCAAACUGUAUUCCAAACUGGACAAUCACCACCAUCACCACCACCAUCAUCAACAGGAAGCAUUAGAUGCUUCAUUGGAGGGUUUUCGAUCGGAUGUUUCCAGUUUUUUGGAACGUCUAUCGUUGAAUCCGAAACCCGGGUCGGAAAUCCUGUCAUUAGCAUGGUUUCAGCAAUGCUUGGAGCUCAUACAUAGCAUCAACAGAGCCUUUGCAAAGCUGGUUGUGGAAAUAGACUACCCUGUGACCAAAUGGGAGACGAAGUCUGCGGAAGAGUAUUUCAACUACAGCUUCAACUUGCUCAACCUUAUGAACUCCAUUUCUUCAUGCCUAUCUCAUCUGGGGCAAUCUCGGCUUUCGCUUUCCCAUGGCUUGAGCAUUGUGGAGGAUUCGCCUUCCACCACUCUAAAGCAUCUCAAACCGAUUAAACUUAAGCGUCUAAUCAAGGAUUCAGAAGUGAAAUACGAUAAGGAAAGUACAGAAGGAAGUUCUUCAAGUGGUAAAGAAGGGAUUAUCCAACAAGGACUUAAAGAAAUGGAAAGUAUUGGAUAUUGGGUUUGUGGGAUUGUCUUGGCUGGUUUAUCUGGAGAUUCUGAUCAAUACUUGACGCGAAAAAAGAGCAGGGAAGAUCGCCAAUUCUACGCUAAUCGCAUGGAUGCAAGCGUAAGUGAAUUUAUGGAGAAAGGCAGGUUAUUGAAUGAAGUGAAAGAGUUGAAUGAUGCAGCUGAUAGGCUUGUAUCUGCCAUUACAACGGAAGGCGAAUGCAGAAAUGCAGUAGAGGAAUUGCAGAAAAGACUUGAAGAGUUUGAAAAGCUGCUGGAUGGAUUAGGGAAGGAGGUGGACUGCCUCUUCAAUGAAGUACUAGCAGGGAGGAAUCAAAUGCUCAACGGAAUUCGACGACAACAGAGGCAAUAG
This is a messenger RNA of Tripterygium wilfordii, 936 nucleotides long. Its product is annotated as protein BPS1, chloroplastic-like. The transcript has a single exon. Gene Ontology annotation, biological process: root development; shoot system development. Bases 1 to 936 code for a protein of 311 amino acids. NCBI's taxonomy places the organism in Eukaryota, Viridiplantae, Streptophyta, Magnoliopsida, Celastrales, Celastraceae. The record is from RefSeq and is a predicted model, not a curated record.